UGCACAAGUUGUAAAUUUAGCAAAGCUGUUUACAUUAGGACUGAAAACGAUAGUCGAAAAAUCGAUACAACACUAUCGACGACUCGUGAGUUCAGGGAGUCGUGCAGCUUGGACAAGUCAUGGAACUGGUUCCUUAAACCGGAUAACUCCCAAAUGAACCAAGGUUUAAAUUCGGAAAGUUUGAGUGGUUUUUGGGCUAAGAGAGGCUUGAAAAAUUGAAACAAGCAAGGGUGUUUAAAGGGCAAAUAUAGUUGGUCACAGACGGUUCUGGUGGAAAAAAAUAUAUAUAAGAUUAGAAGUCAAGUUCCAAAUAUUCCGUGAGGGAAAAGCCUGGAGCAGGAAAAUAUACUGACGUAAGGAGAGACGAAGACCAGCCACCAGGAGGAGAUCUACAUUUUCGACAGGAAAAUUGGCCACUCAUCCCCGGGUGGCCCCAGGUUUUUUUUAUUCGCCCCUUACAUUUGCCACAGAAUUAGCAAAAGGUUCCCGAAAGCUACAAGCGGCAAACAAAUUCAAAAAGCUGAAAAUUAAUACAACAAAAUUUGAGACUGAUGAUAUUAAUUAUGUAACCCGCCCAAAUUAAUUUAUUCCUAAUUAUAUCCAUUUAAAUUAUUUAUUUAUCUAACCUAUUUAUUUAUUGUUUAUUGUAUUUAUUUAUUUAUAUAUAUAUAUUAUGUGUUCCCUGUGAAAGUGCGGUACCGUAGGUAGGGUUAUAAAAUGUUAAAAUUUAAGAAAAAUUUGUGAAUUAUAACGUGAAAACGAAAUGAAGUCGUGUGAGUAGAGAUUCGUGUUGGGGGUGAGAUGAGUUAGGCGAGGUAGCAGGAUCCACCGACCAGGAUUGGGAGAUGUGUCCAAAGGAUGUUGAAGGAUACACUCAUGGUUGGGAGGGACUCCAGGACCACAAUAAGAUCUGUGUUGUCCAGUCCAGAUGUUCGAGAAAAAUCCGUCGUGAAAUUGCCAGUUGUCCGAGUUUGAAUUUCCGUUUUUUUUUGUUUUUUUUGUUGUGUCUGCUGCGUAGACAACAGUGUUGGUUGUUCCCCUCCCUGGGAUGUUCGUUGACUAGCCGGCAUAUACACUGCGCGAAAAGCAGGACACGACAAAUGGCGCCCAAUGAAAAUAUAAGAAAUUAAUGAAAUGGAAUCGAUAAAAGUAAAAAUUUUCAAGCAUAACGUAAAAAGUAAAUACUUACCAGAGAAUGUGUCAAUAGAAAGCGACAUCGGAAACCAGCUGUUUGGACCGUGGGCGGGCUUAGAAAGUCGAACCCAUCGUAGCCACAGUGAGUGAAAUUCCGAAAGGUCCUUUCUGCUGAGCACAAUCCUUGCUGAGAGAGAGAAGACCGAAUAGGAGUGGACCCAUGACCGAGUAAAGCGGGACAUGCGAAGCCAGGCUAGGAGGUUCAUCAGCAUAUGAAAUAGAAAAAGAAAACAAUUGUCAUUUUAAUAUGUUGUCUGUGGUAAAGUAAAUGUGUAAUAACUUAUCUAAAUUUGUUGUCUAUGUUUGGAGUUGGUGUGGUCCAUGUACGCUGUGAAUAAAGUGUAACAUCGUUGCCCAGCCAGUUUCAAGUAGAGUCUGAAAGAUAAGGAGUAAAUUAAAUUAUCAAAAUCGUUUAAAUACUUGUGAAAAAUUGACACGAACGGAUUAGGAACUGAAGGAAAGGAGAGAAAAGUUAGUGGAUAAUGUAAAUAGCUACGUCUCAUCCCCCCCAGAUUAGAAAAAUUUGAAGAAAGGGAUAAGAAAAACAAAUAUACAUAAGAAAGGAACUAGGAUAUGCCAAAUAGUGAUAGGAAUAGAGUUCAAAUCGGAAGAAAAUUGAGGAGAAGUUUGGAGUUCAUCCGGAAUAGGGGACCAGCAGGUAUGACUCCGCCAGUAACUCGCUCACAAGCAAAUCAAGAGGAGAAAUUAGAGAACAUAUCGGCACCCGAAGGCAUGGAGUCGCUAAGGGAGCAGAAUCCUGAAGGAAUUGGAAGCGGAAGUCCAGGAGAAGCUAGUGGUCUUCAAGCGGUAGGCGGAACCGGGGAUAUACCAAAGUCUUUGCCAUCUGAGAUAAAAUCAGGUGUUAAUGCGGCACUGGUUCAAGCUCAACAUACGUACCAGGUGGGAAUGUCGACGGAGUACGAAAUGUUUAAACAGCAGAUGCAGCAGGAUAUGAUGCAGUUCAUGAAGGACAUCAAUGACUGCAUGGCGGAGUGGCGCAGGGAUUUCGUGAAGGAAAAAGCAGCAUGGCAGGCAUCUACGCAGGUUCGCCAGGCCCAAGGACAACAAGUUGGACAGGGCCAAAUACCCUCUUCGGGGACGCCGAUGCCGCCACCUCAUGGCCUUGCCGAGCAGCCGCGGGCAAAUCCGAGUCAGAUGCCACCAUUCGACCCGAGGAUGCUACAACAACCUCCGCCAAUCAUACUGCCGGGGGUAAGUCACCACAUGGGUUUCCCGCCGCCAACAUCUGGGGCGCUGUCCGAGAAGCAGGAGAUGAAUCGCCACGCAUCGGAAGGGUAUCGGCAAACCGCCUGGUCGACGGAGCAGGAACCAAGGAGAUGGAAUGGGUCUCACAUGACGCCGCCAGAACAUCCUCCUGGAAACGGUGGGACUCACAACAACUUUAAUCCAGGACCGGAUCAGCGUCGGUCAAGCGGGGCAGUGGGCGAUUCUGCGUUUAAAGUCGGCCAACUGCGGAAGUGGGGGCUCAGUUUUGAUGGAAGUCCCAGAAGCAUGCCCGUGUCAGAGUUUAUAUUCCGCCUCGAACAUCUCCAAAGGUCGUAUCAGGUGCCGUGGAAGGAGGUCCUAAGAGAAUUUCACGUGUUAGUUGAAGGACAAGCCAAGGAUUGGUACUGGAUGUACGUGAGGUCAACGGAGAAGCAAGAGUGGACUUACCUGAGGUACGCACUACAGCAGCAGUUCCAGAGUCACCGAUCCAACUUCGAGCGAGAGUAUGAGCUGCGAGAACGGAAGCAGAAGCCGGGAGAAACGAUCGAGGUGUAUAUCCAGACCAUGCUAGCGCUCAGAUCUCGACUAGAGAUGCCGUUUUCCGACUUUGACCUGAUAAAAGUAAUAAAAAUGAAUAUUAGGGAUCAGAUUUCGAGAAUUAUAUACCCGAUAUACAUCACUAAUAUGGAUCAACUCCGACAUGAAUGCCACGACGCGGAGAGGAUAUUGGCGACUCGGUGGACCCGACAUCCCAGCAACCUCGAAACUCACCGAGGGUAUAAAGAUCGUCCGAGGAUCGAUGAGCUGUGUCCAGAAUCAGUCGGAGAAGAGAGUGUACCUGGAGAACAAGAGGAAGUGGAGGCAUUGGCUAGACACUGGGAGACCAACAGGGAACGACAGCCACUGACAUGCUGGAAUUGUGGAACCGUGGGACACCCAUUCAACGCGUGUGAAUCGGAGGUGUUGAAGGUUUUCUGCUUCAAGUGUGGACUACCCGGUGUGAGGACUCCAAGAUGUACUCGAUGCCAGACGGGAAACGGCGUGAGGAGCUUGGGCAAGAACGAGGAACCACGCUCCAAUCCGUUUGCCAUGAACAAGUGAAAGCCUCGUCAAAUUGCAUGCCUAAUGAUAAG
Drosophila subpulchrella is the source of this 3554-nucleotide messenger RNA. RefSeq lists its product as uncharacterized. The record is from RefSeq and is a predicted model, not a curated record. Lineage: Eukaryota; Metazoa; Arthropoda; Insecta; Diptera; Drosophilidae. The transcript has 2 exons. Gene Ontology annotation, molecular function: nucleic acid binding; zinc ion binding. The coding region runs from base 1768 to 3522 and encodes 584 amino acids.